Molecule: messenger RNA, 1222 nt
Organism: Protopterus annectens (West African lungfish)
Lineage: Eukaryota; Metazoa; Chordata; Ceratodontiformes; Protopteridae
Gene: CLXN
Product: EF-hand calcium binding domain 1
Exons: 6
Coding region: 147-803 (218 amino acids)
Molecular function (GO): calcium ion binding
Source: RefSeq, a predicted model, not a curated record
GUAGUUCUGUGUUUCAACGUUGUUAUGGUAACAACAAACAGUUGGACGACUUUUGGAGGAAUUUUGAGAUUACCUAAACAUUACCUUUUUUAUUCAAAGGGUUAGAUUUAACUAUUUAUUUUUUUGAUAGAAUUCUCUCGCGUACUAUGUCGUCCUUCAUUUCCAAUGUCUCUGCUAUGAAUAAAAAGAAACUGCAAAAACUAGCAGAAUCGUUAAGUAAAACAGCGAAGCACUUCAAUAAACAUGAAGUUCAUUGUUUGAUAAAACUUUUUAAUGUAUUGAUGGGAGAGCAAAGUGAACAGCGGCCUAAGAAUGGCUUGGAUCGUAGUAAAUUUAGAAACAUUUUGCACAACACAUUUGGAAUGACUGAUGACAUGAUUAUGGACAGAGUAUUUCGAGCAUUUGACAAAGACAAUGACAGCUAUGUCAGCAUAGCAGAAUGGAUUGGAGGAUUAUCAGUAUUUCUUCGGGGAACACUGGAUGAAAAGAUUAAAUAUUGUUUUGAAGUUUAUGAUUUAAAUGGAGAUGGCUAUAUUUCCCGAGAGGAGAUGUUCCACAUGCUCAAAAACAGUCUUAUUAAGCAGCCAACUGAAGAGGAUCCAGAUGAAGGAGUAAAGGACUUGGUAGAACUUACACUAAAAAAGAUGGAUCAUGAUCAUGAUGGCAGACUGUCUUAUACUGACUUUGAUAAAGCUGUAAGAGAUGAAAAUCUACUCCUUGAAGCAUUUGGACCCUGUCUCCCAGAUGCAAAGAGUACACUUGCAUUUGAAAGCCAGGUCUUCCAAGAAAACAAUGAAUUAUAAAGCAACAUCAGCAGGACUCCAACCCAUCUGUUUGCUGUCAAUGAACAGUCAAGCUCUCCAAGUAAAACUGUGAUAGAACUGAGCUACAUUUUCAGAAAACACAAGAAAUAUCUUUGUUUAGUGGUUUAACUUCUCAAAAUCAGUCUUGUCUUCUGUGCACUGCUGGACAACUGUAAACACAAAGAAAAGCUGUUGAAUAAUGUGUAUUUAUUUUAUUCCUACAUUAUGGAAAAUAAAGCAGCUGCUGCUGUCCCAUCUGUUCUGUGUAUGUAACACAGUACACUGUGUUGUAAGUAUUCAUUUUCAGUUUUUACAAUAGAAAAAAAUAUACUGGUAAACCAAUACAUAUAUUUUCUUAUUUUUGUAUAACUGCUGACUUUGUUGAAGUUUUCAGAAUUAAAAGAGCAAAUACAAAAGCA